CCUCGUGCCGAAACCAUAUUAGUCACACAAGCGUUUUGUUUAUCUUUACGUGUAGCGAAAGGGAGGAGCUGCGGCUCUUUAAUUGACCAGUAGCAGUGUGUAACACCUGCAUGUAGAUCGCUCUAACCUGCUGGUUUAAUCAGUGGCGGUUGUGCGGAUUAUUUUGGUGGUAUUGACGGCAGGGUGUACGUGUAAUUGUUUUGUGAAAAGAGAUGCGGUACGCCAGAGAAUGUGCGAGCGUGCUGUCGCCGAGGUCUUUAAUGAGGUCUGUGACUUCAGUGGGCUCCUCAAUCAGCCGACGAGUUCUGUAUUAUCCAGAGGUGCAAUUACGACCCUUCAGAGUAUGUAAUUAUGACCGAAGCAGCAGGAAAGGGGUUGUAGCUGGAACACUGGAUGACCUUAUUAGUAAAGCACUUGCUGCUUUGCCACACAGAACGAGAUCUGUCACACUGGUGCUGGAAGAAGAUGGAACAGUUGUGGAUAAUGAGGAAUUCUUUCAGUCUUUGGAAAUGAAUACCCUCUUCAUGUUGCUAGAGGAAGGGAAGAGAUGGAGAUCUGCUAGGAGUGUCUCUAGUACUCGACAUUCUAAGAAAAAAGGAAUUGCAAAGGUUACAUUUGACCUAUACAAAUUAAAUCCCAAGGAUUUUAUUGGGUGCCUUAACAUCAAAGCAACAUUUUAUGAAAUGUAUACAAUGUCCUAUGACAUCAAAUGUAUGGGAGCAAAGCAUAUACUAAAAAAACUGCUUCGCUACCUCUCCUAUAUUGCUCAGGUCACAGGACAAUUCUUACUUUAUGGAUCCACAUACGUACUGCAGUACACAGAUGAAAGCAGUGACAUUGGAUCAUUGAGGAGCCCAGCAUCUGCAUCAAAUAACUGAUUCUGGAAUAACCAAAUCUGUCAACAAGAGCAGGAACUUUUUCCUUUGAUUCUGGUUUCUUUUUUUUCCCCUCUUUUUAUCUGUAAAGUGUACCUUUUAUCAUGAUCUUGGUAUGAUUUGGUAUUAAUGGAGAAGAAUUGUAUUUGCACAUAUUUUUAACUUAUAUGUUUUCUGUAGUCCUUUUCUGAGUAAGCUCUUCCAAUUGUGAAUACGGAAUAGCUGGACAUUUGUAGUAUUUAUAAUAUAGUGAAAUAUCUAUUGUGCAUUCCUCUUUACACAACAUUGAACUCAUUCAAUUUUUGGUCUACAGAUCCUAAAAUGACUAGACUUUUUUUUUAUAUCUUUGGUCCACAUCGAUUGUAUUUAUUUUAUUUGUUUCUUUACUAUAAAAGAAAUCUGUUUAGUUGUCUUGUAAUUUGUUAUGAUCACUGGUAUAUGUUUUAGUUAUCAAGUGGUGAUGUUAAA
This is a messenger RNA of Erpetoichthys calabaricus (reedfish), 1343 nucleotides long. RefSeq names its product cell death inducing DFFA like effector a (gene cidea). The record is from RefSeq and is a predicted model, not a curated record. NCBI's taxonomy places the organism in Eukaryota, Metazoa, Chordata, Cladistia, Polypteriformes, Polypteridae. Gene Ontology annotation, biological process: regulation of apoptotic process; apoptotic process. Bases 213 to 878 code for a protein of 221 amino acids. The transcript is spliced from 5 exons.